AUACAUACAUACAUACAUACAUACAUAUAUAUACAUAGACAUUUGUGCCGGUUGUAACACACUAGCCAUAACACUACACUAACAAUAACAAACUAAUAAUAAUAAUGAAGACGACCACGACGACUAUACUGAUAGUUUCUGAUUGCAUAAAUAAAGAUUAAAGAUUGGUUCUAAAUUAUUUAUCAUAUUAAAUACUAAAAAAAUAAAAAUAAAAAAGUAAACAAUAAAAAAAUAAUAAAUAAAUAAAUACCUCAUUCCAAUAAAACACCAAUAUUAAACUUAAAUUAAUUUCCAACUAACCACUAAGUGAUAAUAAUAAUAAUAAUAAUGUAUGUAUCUUAAAUCUUGUUUCUUUGAAUUUCAGUAAAAGCACGCGAAAAUUUUAAUUGAAUUUUAAAAAACAUUUCAAACAAUACAAAAAUGAUCAUUGAUCAAUAUUGGCAAUAUUUAAUAAAAUGUGGAUUUAUUUUUAUUAUAAUAUAUAACUCUAUGAUUGUAUCAUAUCAACAAUCAAUCAAUAAUUAUUAUGAUCCAGAUCAAAUUAAUCAGGAAAUAAAUGAAUAUGAAUUAUUAACACCGAAUUUAAUGAAUAUACAAAAGAAACAAUAUAAUUUAACAUUAUUUAAUGCAUAUGAUUCAAUACCAAUAUCAGCUAUAUCAUUAGCUAUUGUAUUUGAUUCAACAGGUUCUAUGGGUAAUGAUUUAAAACAAGUGAAAAUUGGUUCAAGACGUAUAUUACAAAGACAUUUACAACGCGGUGAAUCAAAUUAUAUAAAAGAUUUUGUUUUAGUAAAAGUACAUGAUCCAGAUGUUGGACCAGCUAAAGUGACAACAUCCACUAAAACAUUUUAUGAAUAUUUAGAUAAUGUUUACACUCAAGGUGGUGGUGAUUGUCCAGAAAUGACAAUAACUGGCAUUGAAUUAGCAUUGGAAGCCUCUAGACCGAAUUCAUUAAUUUAUGUUUUUACAGAUAGUAGCGCUAAAGAUUAUAAUCGUACAGAGAAAGUACUCAAUUUAAUACAACAAAAACAAAGUCAAGUUGUAUUUGUUCUAACUGGAUUUUGUAAUACAACGGAUGAACCUGGUUUUGAAGCAUAUCGUCAAAUUGCUACAGUUAGCUCUGGUCAACUUUAUAUUAUUGGUAAAGGUCAAGUUAAUGAAUUUAUGCAAGUGGUUGAAGCUGCUGUUGAAGCACGUAAAGUACAUAUACUUCAACAAGAUACAUUGAAUACAGAAUCAAAAACUUAUAGUUUCCCAGUUGAUUCUCAUUUAUCACAAUUAACUAUACAAGUAACAAAUCAUCAACGUGAUCGAGCAAUCAAUGUUAAAAUUCGUAAUCCUGAAGGAAAAUUAAUUGAUAAAGAAGAUGGUCUAAAACAAUUAAUGAAAGCUGUAAAAUCUGUAUUUGUCGGAUCAAUUGACCGACCUAAACCAGGUCAGUGGACAUUAGAAGUUGGUAUUGAUACCGAGGAAAUCGAUUCAGAAACAAUGAAUGUUAAUAACGGCAAUAAUAAUACUAAUAUUUAUAGUAAUUUACAACGUGAAAGAUGGAUUUCUGUUCGAGUUUCUGGUAUAAGUGAUGUUGAUUUUCUGCAAGGUUUUUCAACAACACCAAAAUUGUAUAAUUAUGGUUCAUCAACACAACCAAUUGCAGGUUUGUUUGAAUAUUUCUUUUUUAUCUUUCUUUGUUUUUUAAUUAUUUGAAUUAUGGAAUAUUUGUGUGAACAAUAAGUUGUUUUCAAUAACUUCAACAUUAGUCUACAAUUAUAAAUGGUACUGGGUUCGAGUCCCAGAGUGAACAUCAACCGUGAUAUGCAGGUACAUCCAGCUGACGACUCUCAAAUAAGACGAAGUGACGCGCGUCCUAGAUUCCACUGCUAGCUACUAUUCAUCUUUGCUUAAAAUGCUUGUGACUUAAGGCGAUAU
Molecule: messenger RNA, 1926 nt
Organism: Schistosoma spindalis
Lineage: Eukaryota; Metazoa; Platyhelminthes; Trematoda; Strigeidida; Schistosomatidae
Source: the annotation of a GenBank genome assembly